Molecule: messenger RNA, 1303 nt
Organism: Clunio marinus
Lineage: Eukaryota; Metazoa; Arthropoda; Insecta; Diptera; Chironomidae
Source: the annotation of a GenBank genome assembly
CAUACACAAACAUAAGCGAGUGUGGAUUUAUUUUUCGAGUUUUCCGUGAAAAUUGAUUUAAUUUCGCUCAAGACAUCGGUCGAGACACAUCAUCAAAAAUUCUAAAUUUUGGUGCUUGAACUUUUUCAUUUCUCUUUAAUUAUUAUCUGUCAGUGAAGUGCAUUAGCAAGUAAACAUCCAACAUGGUGCAAAGAAACAAGGAACAAGAAAAAGAAGUUCUCGAAUGGAUCUAUGCUGUUUUGGGCGAGAAAGCUCCCGCAGGAAACUACGAAGAUAUUCUCCGGGAUGGAAUCGUUCUCUGCAAACUUGCUAACAAAUUGACACCUGGAUCAGUCAAGAAGAUUCAAGAACGCGGUACAAACUUCCAAUUGAUGGAAAAUGUUCAAAGAUUCCAAGCUGCUAUCAAGAAAUAUGGAGUUCCCGAAGAAGAAAUUUUCCAAACAGCUGACUUAUUUGAACGUCGUAACAUCCCACAAGUCACUUUGUGCCUUUAUGCUUUAGGAAGAAUCACCCAAAAGCACCCAGAAUUUACUGGCCCAGCUCUUGGACCCAAGAUGUCUGAUAAGAAUGAACGCACAUUUACUGAAGCACAAUUACGUGCUCAUGAAGGUGAACUCAAUUUACAAAUGGGUUAUAACAAGGGAGCUUCACAAGCUGGCCAUGGUGGAAUGGGAAACACCCGUCAUAUGUAAACAUCAGAAAUGUCCAUCACAACUCAAAGUUAUUAUUUAACAAAUCAGUAAUUAUUUAUUUGAAAUUAAAAGCAAAAAUCAUUGCUGUCCUAUUUUGUUAACAAACCAAAAACUUAAAAUAUCCUUCUCAUUAGAUCAACAAAAAAAAAUUAUUAAUAUAAAUGUUUGAAAUCUUUGAAGCGGCAAAUAAAAUUUCUCUUUGAACAAAUACACGAGUAAUAAACAUUUAAACAUUUCCUGUGAAACAUUUUAACAGAUCUACAUGUGGCAUGAGACAUCAGAGCAACGAAAAUUUUCCAUGUCACGCGACACACGACAAUUGUUGUAAAACGAUCAAACAUGAAACACGUAAAAAUGAAAAAUUUUAGGAAAUGAAAAUUAAAAGGAAUAAAUUUUAAAUAUAUUCUACUCAAAAACUAUGAAUAUAUUUUGAUAAAAACAAAUUUGAAUUGGCCUUCACAUUAACUGAUGUUUGUAAGCCAUAUUAGAAAAUUAAAUAUAAGUAAAUAGACGGAAUGAACUUGACAUAACGUUAUAUAAAUUUAAAUGAGUGCAACACACUCAAUUGAAAGACUUUAUUAAUGCUGAGUCAAGUCUUAAGCAUUUAUCUA